Molecule: messenger RNA, 1037 nt
Organism: Cololabis saira (Pacific saury)
Lineage: Eukaryota; Metazoa; Chordata; Actinopteri; Beloniformes; Belonidae
Gene: tmem223
Product: transmembrane protein 223
Exons: 1
Coding region: 163-921 (252 amino acids)
Biological process (GO): nervous system development
Cellular component (GO): mitochondrion
Source: RefSeq, a predicted model, not a curated record
CCUUCCUAACGUCUUACGUCACACACAACAACUAUGGCGGCGCCCUGGAGGACGGCGGGGACUCCAGUGGUACAUAGGAGUUAGACAUUUGAAGCAGAACAACAUUAAACACCCUGAGAUGCCCAGUUUCUUUUGGGAGAAAGUAGCAUAAAUCUAGGAGCUAUGGGCCUAGAGUGCGUGCUGCGCGGGGCGCUGCAGUAUUCCUGCAGGCAGGCUCAGGCAGGAGUGUAUCAGACAGCGAGGAGACGUGCAGAUGUGGCUCAUGUGUCCCCGGGCAGCUGGGUCGCUGCUUCUGCACCCUACAGGGGGAAACUAACCCCCCCAGGCCGCGGCUUCUCCACUCAACCACCCAGAGAUGUGGCUUUGUUCGAGCACGACAGAACCCGGUUCUUCCGGCUGCUCUCGCUGUUCUGCGGAGGGCAGCUGGUGUUCUGGACGUCCCUGGCUCACUUCGCCUUCACCGGCCUCAGGGACACCUCAGCCAGACCCGCGGGGGACGGGGCAGCCGCUCCCCGGCCCGCCACCACCACCACCAUGGGGCUGGCCGGGAUAGGGAGCUUCGAGGUGAACCUGGGCUCGGCCGCCUGGAGGUACGGCUUCACGGUGGGCUGCCUGGCCGUGGGGGCGGGCAUCGUGGGCCUGGCCGCGCUGUUCUGCCGGCGCUCCGUCAGCCAGGUGGUGCUGCACCGGGGCGGCAGGACCGUCACGGUCCGCACGCAGUCCCCGCUGGGACCGGGCCGGGGCCGGGCCAUCACCGUCCCGCUGGCCCAGGUGGCGUGCCACGCUCACAGGCAGGAGUCCCCGUCAUUCAUCCCGCUCAGAGUCAAAGGACACAAGUUCUACUUUCUUCUGGACAAGGAAGGAACCGUGAACAACACCAGGCUGUUUGAUACCACUGUUGGUGCAUACAGACCCGUUUAAGAGGGAAGAUGACUUACAAAGUAAUACUUGAGUGUGUUUUGGAUCAUUUCUGUUCAAAGGAAAUAAAAUAUUUGAAAUCUAAUUUGGACUUGUGUAAAUUAUGGCAUCUAAUACCU